Molecule: messenger RNA, 1096 nt
Organism: Anolis carolinensis (green anole)
Lineage: Eukaryota; Metazoa; Chordata; Lepidosauria; Squamata; Anolidae
Product: phospholipase A2 inhibitor and Ly6/PLAUR domain-containing protein-like
Exons: 6
Coding region: 318-914 (198 amino acids)
Source: RefSeq, a predicted model, not a curated record
UCAGAGCUGUUACCUGGGUAACUCUAGCAGACAUGUUCUGGAAAGCUAUCUCAGCUCCAGUAAUGAUCCUUGUUUCUCAAAGUGAAUAUGUCAUUAAGAUAAUUAUGGAACCAAUUCUGAAAUAGCAGUCUUCUUUGGAACACAAAUGGUAUCCAGUUUCUUGACAGUGUCUGAUCAAUGGCACAUAACAGUGACUGCUAAAGACCUCAUGUUGGAUCCAAAAACCACACAAAAGAGGCCAGCACAUGUAAUUGCCAACUUUGUGUAUUUACUCCAAUGUAAGCUCCACUGAGUUAUAUUGGACUUACUCCCAGGCCAUGCUGACAUCGCUGAUCUGUUUCCUUUUCCUGCUUGCUACAGGUUUUUGCUUGCUGUGUGAACGCUGCAGCAGCACCAAUGCCACAUGUACGGGGCCACCAUAUUCUUGCCCAAAGAAACAAAAGCAUUGUCUCACUGUCACUACGGAAUAUUUAUUAGGAAAUGAAAGAUGGAUCUCCACAUACAAAGGUUGCACCAGGAAAAGCUACUGUUUCCCAUCUUCCACAACCUUCACUUUUCCUUCCCAGCGCAAACGGAGAGGUGCCAUGUGUUGCAACAAGCCUCUUUGCAACAGGGGAACUGUCAAAUUGCCGCCAAUGCAUACCAAGCCAAAUGGGCUACUCUGUUCAGGAUGCUUCUCAAAACAAUCUAUAUGCAAACCCACAGAAACAUUAACAUGUCAUGGCAAAGAGAGAAAAUGUGUCUACUACGAUAUGGCUGUGCAACAGGGUGACCAGGUGUAUAAUUUUGCUAAACGUGGCUGUGGGACCAAGUAUGCCUGUAUGAACAAACCCUAUAUUGGGGGGAUCCCUGGACUGUUUGUAGAGACUUUGAAAACUGCCGAGUGUACCGUACCUGUAAGAGGAGUCAUAUGAUUUGCUUUUCAACAAUAGAAACUGGCUGAAUUGAACAUUCGUCAAGAGUUUAAAAAUAUGUAUAUGCAUUAUAUCAUAUCAUUCUUAUUAAGUGUUUUUCAUUUUCACUGAUUUAUGAGAGAAUUUAGUUUGAGCACUUUUAUUUGUGAAUGACUGAAUCAUGUCAUAUAAAGAGACUUUCU